CUGGCGUCAGGAGCCGAGGAUGCAGAGACAAGUGCUCCUGACUAGGGGAGGGCUGGCAGGAGGAUUUCCCUUCGGGUUCGCAGCAUCCCCGUGUCUGCUGUCUGCUGUGGAAAGGCUUUGUGCUGGAGCGUGGGGAGCAGAGCUCACAAGUGACCUCUACCUGGAUCGGCCUCGCUUGCUUUAAAUGCCUGUCCCUCUCCUUGGGCUCAGGUGUUUGGUGACAGGCUGGAAAGUCAUGGUAGGUAGGUGCUGCUGGCAGCUGAGGGUGCCUUCUGCUUUGGAAAACAGGGAGGGAGGAAAACUGGUCGACUCUGAAUAGCCUUGGGAAGAGCAAGCGGGGAUCCUCUCCACGCUGUAAGAACAGACCCUUUGGAAAUUCAUCCGAGCAGCCGAUUUCUUGGGGUUUCUCAUCACCUCUGAGAUCAAACCCCAUCCUCUUCCUCAGCCAAGGGCCACCACAGCCACGCUGGGCCACCUCCUCAGAGGGCAGCUCCUUCACCUGCCCAGUGGCACUCGCCGUGGGGGCUCGCAGACCUGUGCCAGCGCUACCGAGGGACCCUUUCCAGCGAGCACUUUCAAUUUUUCCUCUUCCUCCUUCACUCAGCUCUGCAGCAUCACAUGAAAUACAUGUGCAGCCGCCAGCUGCUCUGAGCUGUGACCUGCGCUUGGCUCAGGGAGACAGGACUUAGCACCCUCCAGAUCUGAGGGCUCACUGUGCACGCUGUGGACUGUCCAAGUAAUUCCUGGCUGAACUCCUGCCCUGUGCUGGGUCCAUCCGGCCCCGCUCCCUCCCGGUGCCGAGGGCUGGCGGAGCACGCGGGGCAGCGGGCACGGCCGGGGUGUAGCAUGCACGAGGGUGCAGAGGGACACAGGGACGCCAGCGGGAGCCAUGGCUUCGUUUGGGAAGCUGACGGAGCAUUUCAGCCUGAGGAAGUCGAGGCCAGAGCUGCGCUCCAGGCGCUGGGGCCGGCGGAGCGGGAGCUGUUGCUGUAGUGUCACGGAGUGCAGGUCUCUGGACAGAAAGCUGCAGCGGCCGCUCCUGGGCAAGUCGCGGACGCUGCCCAGCAUCCCGCAGUCGCCGGUGCUGAGCCGGCUGCCCCUGCUCGAGCCCGCAGCCUACAGGGACGAGAUGCCGGAGCAGAAGCCCUACAAGAAGCACUCGGCCCCUGAGCACCAGAAAGGCUGCACGGUCCCGUCUGCCGGGGAGGCCUGGCGGCUGGAGGAUGACUGCUCGGAGCCCCCCAGGGCCCCCCAGCUCGGCACGGCGGUGCAGGACGCCCCGUUCAGCUACUUCCGCACCCGCUCCUUCUACAUGAGGAAGAGCCUGUCCGUGGACAACCACCUGGGCUCCCUGAGCUACGCCGUGCACCCGGCCGAGAGCAAGGCCGAGCGUGUCAGGACCAAGCUGCGGCGGCAGUUCAGCCUGGGGUCGGCGGACAAGAAGGACUUUUGCCAGCCAAAGUCGGAGAGCAGCCUCGCUAGGUUUGCCCACCGCUUGUCGGUGAGGCAGAAGCAGGAGAAGAGAAGGAAAGCUGAGCAUGGCUCAGCCGAGCUGUCUGCCUUCCGGCCCAGGUCUCUGAGCAUUGAAUGGUCAUCCUCCCCUAAAAUGACGCAGCAGAUGCGGGACCUGCAGCUGGCGCAGGCCAGGAAGCCGCCGGGCCCUUCCUCACCAAACGCGGCCAAGAGGCUCUACCGAAACCUGUCCGGGAAAUUCCGUGUCAACUACACCUCCUUCGACGAGGGCAGCCUGGUGGGACGGGGCGAGAAGGAGAAGCUCCGCAAGUCCUACCUGUUCCAGAGCAAUGCUGCCCUCUUUGAGGCCGUGGAGCUGCAGGACCUUGACAGGGUGCAGGAGCUGCUGAAGCACUACAGCCCUGAGGAGCUGGACCUCAACACCCCCAACAGCGAGGGGCUCCUGCCCCUGGACAUCGCCAUCAUGACCAACAAUGCUCCCAUCGCCAGGGCCCUGCUGCAGGCAGGAGCAAAGGAGAGCCCCCACUUCGUGAGCCUGGAAAGCCGCUCGCUGCACCUCUCCACGCUGGUGCGGGAAGCGGAGCAGCGCGUCAACGAGCUGAUGGCACAGGUGGUGAACGAGGCGCCCAACGCUGACUGCUCCGAGAAGGAGAAGCAGCUCAAGGCCUGGGAGUGGCGGUUCCGGCUGUACAAGCGCAUGAAGGCAGGGUUUGAGCAUGCCCGAGUGCCAGAUGCCCCCAGCAGCGUCCACCUCUCUGUGGCCAGCAGCUCCUCAUUGCGGGUGACCUUCUGGGAGCCCCUGAGCGUCAACUCAGCUGUUGUCACCAAGUACAAAGUGGAGUGGAGCUGCUCCCCGACCUUCUCGCCCCUGCUGGGAGAAGCUGUGAUCGACAAGCUGAAGGACCUGCACUUCACCAUCCAGGGGCUGGUGUCGGGCACGGCGUGCCACGUCCGGGUGUCUGCCUACAACAUGAAGGGCUGGGGUCCCCCGCAAGCCUCCACGCCCCCCUUCGCCAUCCCUUCCAACUGGCGGGAGUACGACGGCCGGGCGCCGCGCCGGAGGGGACAGGCUGAAGCUCUGGACCAUCUGCUGGGCCAGGUGAAGACCGUCCACCAGCACUGCAUCUGCCACGAGCCCUGCAAGAACCAGCCCCAGAGCAGAAAGCAUUCGGUGUCCAAGAGCCUCAAGCACCUCUUCCACCCUGGCAGCAAGUUCCUCAAGACACUGAAGCGGGGCCUCUACCUGACAGCCAUCUUCUACAAGGAUGACAACAUCCUGGUGACCCAUGAAGACCAGAUCCCUGUGGUGGAGAUUGAUGACACCUACUCCUGCCUGCUCAUGCAGGAUUUCCUCUGGUUCACCAAGGUGUCCUGUAUGUGGGACGAGAUCCUGUGGCUGCGGCAGUGUGUCACCGUGUCCCAGUCCUCCUGCUCCUGCAUCCUACAGACACGCUUCAAGAUGCUGCUGGCCAUCUCACAGAUGCAGGGGCUGCUGGGCAUCCAGGACCUGGGGCAGGUCUUCUUCGAGCCCAUCAAAGACAAACAGGGCAACAUCCUCAUCGUUACCCUGAAGGAGGUGAAGACCAACCAGACCUUCGAGAGCGUGCGCUGGGUUCCCAUCUGCAAGCUGCAGACCAGCCGCAAGUCCGUGUCCUCCCCGGAGGAGCCCACUGCUCUGGACACGCUGCUCAUCUCUGUCCAGGACAAGCUGGCUUACCACCAGCGGAGCAGCCAUGCCCUCUCCCCGGGCCUCUACCUGGGCUACUUGAAGUUGUGCAGCGCCGUGGAUCAGAUCCGAGUGCUGGUGCCAGAGCGGCUCCCCAACAUCCUGUGCCACGUGAAGAUUCGCUCCAACCCCAACAUCUCCAGGGAGGAGUGGGAGUGGCUGCAGAAGAUGGCCAGCGUGGAGGAGCCUGUUCCCACAGAGCUAGAGGCUGACACAUCCCAGAACCCCCUGUUUCAGGAGCUCCAAGUGGCCAUCAAAAAGCUGAUGACCCUGGUGAACAUCCCAUUGCAAGAGGCCAAAGACUUCCGUCUGUACAGCCAAGAGGUGCUGGACUUUGGGGAUCAGGUCUCCUUCCUGCUGCUGCUGCCUCCAUCAGACGACGUCUGCACUGCUCCGGGCCAGAACAACCCCUACACCCCUCGCUCCGGCUUCCUCACACUGCCGCUGCAGAUCUUCGAGCUGGUCCACUUCUUCACGUACGACCGGGAGUUCAUCACGCAGUACUGCCAGGUGUCCGCCCUGCUGGAGCUGGAGUCUCUCCUCUCCCAGCAGAGCCUCAGGGAGGCUUUCUCUGAUGCUGAGCUCUCCACCGCCAAGCAGAGGCACCAGCAGGUUCAGGACUACAUCCAGCAAAUGGAGGAGAUCUGGCGAGAGAUGCGCUGGAUCAUGGAUGCCCUGCAGCACGCCCGCUACAAGCAGCCCUCCUGUGGGGUCUCUCUCAGCGGCUUCCUCAGCGAGGCCGGGGGGCCAAUGAAGGAGAAAACCCGAUCCUCCUCGUCCCACCUUGACUACCUUCCGUCCCCGGUGCCCUCACCAGAGACCAGCCGCAAGCUCAACUCUGACUCGCAUGGGCUGUCGGAUGAGGAAGGCUCCUCGGAGGUGUUCCUGGCCACCGACAGCGACUACGACUCCAGCCGGGCGCAGAGCCCGAAGGAGCUCGACCUGGUGUACUCCUCCUCCUCGGGGCCCGAGUGCUGCAGCCGGAGGGUCGCCCGCACCCUGCCGGACAGUGCCCCGGAUGUCCUGCAGAGCCACGAGCUCAAGACCCCACCCCCAGUGCCGCCACCGCCAGAGGAGCCCCGGCCACCGCCCGAGCUCUACGACAGCGACUUUGUCCUGCCCAGCCGGCAGAUUGAGCUGCUGCGCAUCACGGAGAAGCGGCAGGCGUACUGCGUCCGGACCAGCAGCCUGGACUUCCCCAAGCCCCACUGCCCCGCCCCGAGAAAGUCCUGCCCCGGCUCCGUGGACAGCUCCCCGACGGAGAGCAGGACCGCGGGCCACUGCGGCCAGCUCAGGCUGGGGACUGGCUCCACGCCCAGCCCCGAGCGCCGCCAGGGCGGACAGGGCUCCGAGCCCGUCUGCCGGACGCGCUCGGAUGAGUGGACUCAGAACUUGCCAGAGCAGCAGCCAGAGCAGCCCGGGGGCUUGGGCGAUCAAGGGAAGAAGCUGGGCUCUGUCACCUUGAGGGUCUGCCCUCAGUACGAAACGGGACUCUCCAAAGAGACCAGUGUCAAGCUGCACAUCACCGGCCAGACACCUGCCAGGGAGGUGGUGAAGCUGGUGGUGCUGGAGAUGAACAGCAUCUCGCGGGACGUGCUGGGUGGCUCAGCCGCCGUCUGCUACGGCGAGGAGCAGCUGGAGCACUUCGGACUGGUGUUCGCUGCCGACGAGAGCGAGCGGUGGCUCCCCGAUGACUUCCUGCCUCUGUCCCUCCACACCAGCCAGCCCGAGGGGCGGUUCUACGUCCGCAUCAAGGAGACGUCCCCGCUGCUGCUCCAGUACGGGCCGGCGACCACCGUAUGAGAGGAGGAGAGCCCACGGGACGGCACGGAGACCUCGGCUUGCAGAGAGCAGACAGCUCGUCUCUGAUGCUUCCUCCUUCCACAGACACCCUCUCAUCAGGCGUCCGCGGGGUGGAAUGGGAUCAUACUGGGUUGUGUGUUAUUUGUUUGUGCUAUUUUUUAAAUUUUUUUUUUAACCAAAGAGACAUCGAGACUCAGUUUUUCUGACUGGAGAAGAGGAGGGUGGAGUGCGGAGACCUCAGAGCUCAGGAGGAAUCUCUGCAGGAAUGGAAUUUUUGAAAGUAAACAUUUUUAAGGAGAAAGAGGGGGGAGAGAGAGAGGAAAAAAUAUUACAAGAAGAAGCAGCAAUACAUUUAUUUUUUUCCCUUUCUUUUUUUCUGAAGAACCUUGUUUGGGAUUCACUGAAGGCAAAGCCACAGAGGAUUGCUGGGGAGGGCUGUGGUGUCAGUGAGGAGAGGGCACAAGCCACCAGGACAACCCUGGGAAGGGUGUUUUCCUAUCUGCCCUCCUUUCACUGCACCUGGAGAAAUGAUUCUUGCACACAGUUCUUGGAACAAAAUUACAUUAGUAUUUUUAUUCUGAAAAAACGUCAAUAAUCAUUGUGCCAGAGCCACUGGAGCUGGGUAAAGGUGAAGAUCCUCUGACUUGUGUCCAAGGCUAAAGAAACCCAUGCAGCCAGCCCCCUGCACUCGCAGACGUGUCAGUACCACACUAGAGGUUUGCUAUAGGGCAUCUCCUGCAACCCCCUGGGCUUCCCCGUCCCCCUGGGUGCCGUUUUGUUCUGGUGAUUGUGCUUCUCUUGUACGUCCUACAGCAUGACAUUUUGUUAGCCACUAGGUCUCCUGUUAACAAGGUUACUUUUCUGAUCUCCUGUGGUCCAUAGUAAAGACGACUGCUGCUGACCGCA
Messenger RNA from Corvus hawaiiensis (hawaiian crow), 5908 nucleotides. Its product is annotated as ankyrin repeat and fibronectin type-III domain-containing protein 1-like. Gene Ontology annotation, biological process: signal transduction; establishment of mitotic spindle orientation; regulation of establishment of bipolar cell polarity. Lineage: Eukaryota; Metazoa; Chordata; Aves; Passeriformes; Corvidae. Gene Ontology annotation, cellular component: spindle. Gene Ontology annotation, molecular function: protein binding. The coding region runs from base 890 to 5002 and encodes 1370 amino acids. The transcript is spliced from 23 exons. The record is from RefSeq and is a predicted model, not a curated record.